This is a messenger RNA of Kwoniella mangroviensis CBS 8507, 5976 nucleotides long. RefSeq lists its product as uncharacterized. Gene Ontology annotation, cellular component: ER to Golgi transport vesicle membrane; endoplasmic reticulum exit site. Gene Ontology annotation, biological process: COPII vesicle coat assembly; autophagy; Golgi organization. The coding region runs from base 1 to 5976 and encodes 1991 amino acids. Lineage: Eukaryota; Fungi; Basidiomycota; Tremellomycetes; Tremellales; Cryptococcaceae. The transcript has 8 exons. The record is from RefSeq and is a predicted model, not a curated record.
AUGUCGGACAAAGAAGAUUCAGUGAAGCCGACACCAAGUCAAACGCAAUCAACGACGAUCACCGACCUCUUCGGUAAUGAUGACGACACGCAUGACGAUGGAGACGUUUUCGCUCAACUCGGAUCGACGGGACAGGGUCAGGACCCGUUCCAACAGAUAGCGGACAGUCUGCCUGACCGGACAGAGCCCACACAGGAAGAGGAACAGCAGUUUGCUGAAGCUACGCAAUCAGCGGCAACAAUAUCUCCUCUGCAAGAUGAACAUCCAUCACCUCCUCCGCCCGAUGAACUCCCUGUUCCACCGACGGACGGGACCCCAGCAUUACCUCAGCCUGAAGAAACUUCAUCGAACCCGGCAAUUGAUGCGCAAGAUUUUAGUGAUCUUUUAGCAGAAUUCGAAGCGGAAAAGGACUUAGAUACCCAAGUGCCUUUGUCCACAGGUGACGAGACCAGAAAGAUCGCUCAAGAAUCUCCAUCAGACCUCAACCCUGUUCAAGCAGGGUCACCAAACGAUAACGGCGCCGAAGAUCUACAGCAUCAGAGUGAUGGACAAAGUGGUAUUCUGCAGGUUCCCAUCGCUGCAUCCGCACUCUUCACCGACGAUCCAACCGACUCCUUCGCCGAUCUCGUUCCACAAGAUUCAGCCAAUGAUGCUGAACCGACAUCCUCCGGUGAUAUGGAAACAACGUCGAGGCCUGCAUCACCUUCUACCGUGCCAAGUCUGUCCAUUGAACAUUCUCAAGCAGAUACUCGACCAACGGGCUUGGGCAUCGAUGCUGCUGGUGAUACCUCUUUCCAGAGUAUGUUCUCUGAUGCUAGCAAUUGGCUAGGCGAUACAACUUUCGACGACUCGAUACAGAUUUUAGAUGACGAUCGAAAGGAAAACGACGAAAGUCAUAGUCAGCAAGCGAAGAAGGAGGAUGAUGGACAUGAGCUAUUAGACUUUGAGAUACCUCAAGGAUGGUAUGAUGAAAGUGGAGAAUGGCACUGGUAUACUGAUGAAGAGAAGGAGCAAGUUAGGCAAACGAUGUUAGGUCAAGGAUCAUGGGGCGAAGAGGCAGAUACUACGGCAGAUAAACAAACUUCUGGGCAAAAUCAAACGCCCAUUGCUCCAUACAGCCCUGCCCUUCAGGCUGGUGCAUCAGAGAAUGCGGCUCGCCGUACCCCUCAGCCAGAAACCCCAUCGAAGCUCACCAGUAACUCUUUCGAUCCAUACGCACCUUCGACAGCGCAACAGUCUGGCGCAUCCACAGCUUAUCCAAUGACCGGCUCUUCACAAUAUACGAGCUCUUCCUCAGGCUAUGAGCCUUAUUCCGGUGUAUCAAGUACAGCUCCGUUCAGCUCUUCUUCAAGCUAUACUCCGUAUAAUCCACAGACCUCGACUCAACCGCCCUACAAUGCAUAUGCUCCAGCUCACCAGCAACAGCCUAAUCCUUAUGCCCCCACGGCUCAAGCGCCUCCCAACCCAUAUGCUCCUGCUGCCAACACGUCGGCUCACCCAUACAACCCUGCCCCCGCUGUACCUGCUAACACCCCUCAAGCUCCAUCAAUUAUCUCAAAGUCUGUUUCGUCCAAGCCACCGGUCCAACGAAUGACUUCAAAUGCUUACGAUCCACCUUUUUUGAAGCCCCAGAAAAGCUUUGUUCGAGCACCAUCUGCGGCAGCAUCGCCUUCAUUCGGUAUACCCCACUCCACACCACCUCAGGCUACCUCGACGCCUCCGCCCCCACCAUUUGGGCCACCCAAACGGACUAAACCCGAGGAAAGACCGCUGAGUCGAGGGCCAGAAUCUGCUGCUCCCCCUAUACCCAACCAACGAGAUGAACACAGCGCGACCUUCCAGCAAAACCACAUGUCUGCAUACGAUGCACCGCCUAGACCUCCGUCUGUCUCCUAUGGUCAACGCUCAGUAGAUUUCAACAAAGAUCACUCACCUAAGGAACCUCUGCAUCGACCUCCUCCCUCAGCCUUUGAUCCUCCUCUACCUGAACCAUCUUUCAGGGCGCCUUCCAGAACGACCAGCGCAGUCUCUCACCAUACUUACGCUUCCCCUCCACCGCCAGCACCACAUCCUCCCAAGUUCGCUCCGCCACCCGAAACCAGUGGAUCUACCUAUGGGCCCCCUAGACCGCUGAGUAGAGGUCCCCCUUCUCGUCAGGCUUCACCCAUGUUUGCCGCUCGACCUCCUUCUCGACCGGAUGUCAACCAGCGUAUGCGUUCAUCACCUUCCAGCACCCUAUCUCUAGGUGUAGAACAGCUGCUUUCUCCUCCAAACGUGCAUGGUCAAAUCGCAGUCCAUCACAGUCGGUCGUCUCUGGAUGAGCAAAGACGAUCCUCGUUUGAAUUCACGGGACAUCAGAAUCAUCACGGCGGUUAUCAACUUCAUCAAGGCCAUUCCCCUGACUCGCCCCCAAGUCAAUCAGAAAGGCCUCUGUCUCCUCCUGUGCUAUCACGUAGAUUCGACGAGGAUGGUGAGGAUGGAGACGUUGUAGAGGACCUGUACUCACCGAUACGAGCUCAAGCUACACCAGGUCUGCAUCAAGAGCAAGAGCGAUACAGAAUGCCCGCUUCACCACAGAUGCCGCGUGCGGACUCACAUGAAAGGGCUUUGCCACCUGCGAGAGCAACAACUUCGGAGGAUCCUUAUGCGCCAUCGUCGCUAGGUCUACAGACUCAAUACUCUCCUGAGAAAGCUCAAUCAUCCACCUCGCCCUAUGCUCCAUACGCCCCUACGCAGCCAUCGCCGGAGAAGAGAGCCCAUGCUUCAGCCUCACAUUAUGCUUCUUAUGAACCCACACCAGGAGUCAUCGAUCUGAAUGACGAUCAUUCGAACCCAUCACAGCAAAAUGGCAACUACUCUAAUGAUCCGUAUGCUCCUUCGGCAUCCGGUAUUUCACCUACAAAGAGCCAAGGUUUUGGACAUGCGUCUCAGCCCUCUCGUGCUUCCACUACGUAUGAGCCCUCCAUCUAUUCACCUCCCACGGCUACCAAGCCCUUGGGCAUAUCUCAGGCUACCAAUCCCUAUGCUCUACCGCCUGCUCGCACAGCUUCUCCAGCAUACAGCGCCGGCUAUGGUAUAUCGCCACCCACUAACAACUACUUCCAGCCUAUGCAUGCUCCAUCACAUUCCACCGACGAGACCUAUAUCCCACAGCAAGUGCUGGAGCAAAAGCCAGUCAGCGAAGAUCCACUUGGUCGUACCACCUUGGCAGCUCGUAAUGCACCUAUAGCUGUGUUCGGGUUUGGUGGCACACUCAUAACUGCUUUCCCGGGAGCAGCAGAGUCAGGUACUUUCCAUAAAGGCCAUUCCAGGAUACCAUCAUACGGCUAUGCCUCAGGUAGAGGUCAAUUGUGGAUCAGAAGUAUUUCCGAGGUGGCUGCUCCUGCCGCGCUGAAGAGUGAUCAGACCUCUUUCCCUGGUCCCUUGGUCUUUGACCCCUCCACUCCUAAGGGUGUCGCAGGUGAUAAGAAAAAACGGGAAGCGGUGCUGGAAUACCUGAAUGCUAGAGCUGAGGAAAUUGGAAAGGGCUUACCGUAUCUCAAAUCUUCAGCCAACAAAGCAAGAAGGGAAGAAGAGGGCAGGUUGGUAUUGAUCAAGGCGCUGAAGGCUCUGGUGAUCGGAGAAGGUAAACUGGCGGGAACUCCGGAAGUCGAAGAGGCAUUGCGCGAAGCUUUGGCAAAUCCAACUCUAUCCGCCAUCUCAACCGCACCUGUUGGUACAGUCUCAGCUGGGAACUUCAGCUCUUCUCUCUAUCCCCCAGUAUCAUCGACAUCUUCCGCUGCUCCUGCAGCUGCUAGUGCGGCACAAUUGACUCGUAUAUCAAGCCUUCUGGCCCAAGGAAACAAACGAGAUGCUGCGCUAUAUGCCGCGGAUCAAGGAUUAUGGUCGCACGCAUUGGUCAUCAGCAGUAAUGUCGAUGUGGAUUUAUGGAGGGAGAUUGUGACUAGAUUCACAGCCUCAGAAGUAGGCGAACGGCCCCAAGGCACAGCAGGGAUCAAGGCUUCCUACUUACUAUCUGGAGGUGUCAACCCUUCAAUCGUGGACGAGCUUGUCAAAGCCGCUACAAUCACUGACGAUCCCUCAAACGAUCAAUGGCGCGAAGUCAUAGGGUCAGUAUUGUUCAAUGCUAAACCGACUGAACUUGCUUGUCUCGACGAAUUGGGUUCCAAAUUCCUUUCGAUGGGAUUGGUAAAUGCCGCUCAUGCUUGCUUCCUCUUAUCCCCCUUAUCUCCAUUCUUUGACCUCACUCCCGUAGCGUAUGAACGAUCAAUCACGCUUACUCAUAAUGUCCGAGACGAAGAGGCGAUCGUCUUUGCGGAGAUAGCAGAAUACGCGAGAAGUCUUGUGCCAACCCCAAAGGGUCAAGAAGCCCACUUUGCAGCGUUGCCGCAAUUAUUACCGUACAAGCUGGCUAGAGCUUGGAGGUUAGCUGAAUUGGGCGAGGCCGAGCUAGCACAAAAAUACUGUACUGCUAUCGAAGCCGGGUCUAAGAUCAACAAGAACCUUCCAUCUUUCCUUUCCCCAGCAUAUGCAGCAAGUUUGGAAGACCUCCUGGAAAGGUUGACAGGACAACCAUCGAUCGAUCCUCCCAAUGCUCUUGGAUCUGGGCGAAAGGCGGCUAAACCAGGAUUUGACAAGCUAGGUUCAUGGAUAGAAGGUCGGCUUACCAAAUUCAUAGCUGGCGAAGAAGGUGAUGGGUCCGCGCCCAAGCCCACUGCUCAAAGUGGUAAAGCCGCUGGGCCAUUCUCGCAGUUCAGUUCGAUCUCCGCAGGUACCAGCGGUGCACCUUCAAGAAGUACCUCGAUCGCAGAUCUCUCCAAUAACGGUAAUGGUUAUCUGGGAGUUACUAGCGUUUCGAGAAGUACUUCGCCCGCUUUGCAGAUGACGCCUCAGUGGGGACAACAGCCCAACAUACCGUCAUAUGGGGGAAGUUCUUCUUCUUCAUCCUACGGUGGUGAUAAGUACACUCAACAUGAUAAUGCGGGUGGAUAUUCACCUUGGACAGGUAAUAACAAUGAUCAAGGUGGAUCGGAAACGCCCCAUGCGUACGGCGAUGAUAGUGAUUUCAUCAACCCGAUGGCUCAGCUCAAUCUCGGUCCUUCCCCAGCCCCCGCGCCACCUUCAUCGAAUUAUCAACCGUCAAAAAAUAAAUCUGCAUAUGAGGAAGAUGACCAAGAUGAUCUAGGAUUCGGUAAUUCUGCUUUAUCAAGAGAUCGAACGCCUAAACCUCCAGCCACGGGUGAAGAGGAUGAUGAUAAGAAAGGGAAAGGGAAAGCACCAGAUGUGAAAGAUAAUAAGCCUGAGCCGAAGAAGAAUGAUCCUCCCCCUGCUAAACCGGAGCACAAGUCAUCAUGGCUAGGAAGGAUCUGGGGCGGAAAGAAGGAAGGUGAACCAAGCGGACCGGUCAAAGCGAACUUAGGCGAAGAGAGUUCUAUGAUCUUUGAUCCUGAAUUGAAACGAUGGGUUGUCAAAGGGGCCAAACCUGAAUCUGCAGGACCAUCUGCACCACCCCCUCCACCGAGGGCUCAAACUACCUCACCAUCCCGAUCCGCUCGACCUGAUAAUGGUGCGAACAGCAGAGCGAUGUCAGCUACUCCUCCACCAGGACAUCGACCACCCGUAUCUGGACCACCUAUCGGUAAGCCGAUGGGUACGGGAUUCGCCGAAGGUCCAGAUGGAAGUAUAAAGAGAAUGAAAUCGUCCUUGAAUGAAAGUCUCACCGCAUCUGAUCUACCUUCUGCACCUCCACUCCCACCGUCAUCUGGCCCUCCAAGCUUCGCUGGCGCAGGUGGUCCACGCAAACCACCCAGUAGUGCUGGAUCGAGUGUACCGCCUUCAAGGACUAAUAGCGGUACAACCCCUUCUAUAGAUGAUUUGCUAAGUAGACCACCUAGUAAAAGACCUGCUUCGGCUGCUGCGAAGAAGGGAGCGAGGAAUAGAUAUGUCGAUGUGUUCCAACAGCCUGAAGGGCAGUAA